Messenger RNA from Dreissena polymorpha, 4517 nucleotides. RefSeq names its product CD109 antigen-like. Gene Ontology annotation, cellular component: extracellular region. The transcript is spliced from 30 exons. The coding region runs from base 1 to 4332 and encodes 1443 amino acids. The record is from RefSeq and is a predicted model, not a curated record. Lineage: Eukaryota; Metazoa; Mollusca; Bivalvia; Myida; Dreissenidae. Gene Ontology annotation, molecular function: endopeptidase inhibitor activity.
AUGCAGAUUCCAAAAAGUGUGAGUCCGGGAUAUUUUCGCCUGGAGGUCAAAGGAACGGGAGGUUUGACUUUCAACGAAAUCAAGGACGUAAAGCUAGAGCCUAAAGUGACAUCUGUCUACAUACAGACAGACAAGGCUGUAUACAAACCUGGACAAACCGUUCACUUCAGAGUGUUCGGAGUCACGGCAGAUCUUCGUGUUGUCUUUGAUAAACUCCACGUGGAAUUAUAUGAUCCAAAGGAUAACAAGAUCAACCAAUGGCACGUGGCUGCCGCGGAAGUGACGUCACUAGGGGGAGUUUACAUCCAACAUCAGGUGAUGUCGGAGGCACCCGUGCUCGGCACGUGGAAACUGAAGGCGAAACUGCUCUCAUAUGAGGGACUCUACGAAGAAAAAACAUUCAAAGUGGACGAGUAUGUUCUACCAAAAUUUGAAGUUGAGAUUGAUUUGCCAAGCUUUGGACGAACGGAAGAAAAGGAAUUUAGUGGACACAUAAAAGCAAAGUACACAUUUGGCAAGCCCGUCAAAGGGGAUGUGGAGCUACGAGUGAGCCCCAAACCUGAACAGUUCGAGUGGAAAAACGGGCAGCGUGUUAAAACCAGCACAACUUUGGAAAUGAAACUGCCCAUUGAUGGCAAAGCGAGUUUUACAAUCGCUACAUCUCGAUUGGAGCAGCUGAGAGUGCGUCUAGAUGGUGCCAUACUUGUGUUCGAGGCAAAUGUCACCGAAAGUUUGACGCGUAUGAAGCAAGGCGAUACACAGGAAGUGAGAUUCUACAAGGAGCCUCUAAAGCUGGAGUUUCCUGCGUCACUUCCGGAUACAUUUAAACCUGGGAUGACGUAUGAAGCUGUGGUUAAAGUAUCACAACAAGACGACACGGCUCCGAGCAGUGUUCAAGGUCAACUCGAGGUCACGGUGACAGAGUUCCGGAAACAGACACAUACUGCACCGGAACCCUUUCCCUCUUUCCCUCCGAAGCCCUUUCCCCGUUUCCCUGGGCCUGGGGAUCCCUGGUUCUCUCCUUUCUCCGGGAUGUCACGCCGGCGGCGGCAAGCCGUUCAGCGGAGUAUCUCGCGUCCAAAGCGGCAACCCGUCGGGCAGCUGGUGCCAACAGAGCGCUCCCCGGUGUUGUACAGCGUUCUAGCGGACGGCAUGGUAGAGUUUCCGGUAUUCGUCGAUAAACGGAUAGAAAAGAUCACAAUCCAAGCAAAGUUGCAAACAGUAACAGCCUCAAAAACUUUAAAAAAGAGACACUCUCCCAGCGACAACUUUCUACAGUUGCGAUCAGUGAAGAAUAAAGCCAAGGCUGGCGAACCUAUUGAGAUAGCAAUUAAAGCGACCGAAUCAGUCAAGGAUGUUAUGUAUCAGAUAUACGCACGUGGACAACUCAUUACUAGUGGCGCCAUCCCUGUAAAUGGAGACGUUAAAACGUUGAUGUUACAAGCAACACAUGACAUGGCGCCAAAAUCUCAAGUCUUGGUGAUGUACGUCAGAGCGGACGGGGAGUUGGUGGCAGACGCUCUAUCCAUCAAUGUGGAUGGAGCGUUCAUGAAUAAGGUUGUUGUAAAUUUCAACAAAACCGAUGCAUCACCGUCGGACAAGAUACGUUUCGGUGUCUCCGCUGACGUCGGUUCUAACGUCAACGUGCUAGCCGUCGACAAGAGCGUUCUGUUACUGGGAACGGGGAACGAUAUAACCCAGUCACAGGUUGUGCAAGAUUUACACGGCUACUCACUGAAGCCUCUGAAGUCCUCGUCAGGUGAUCAUUUCCCGAUGUGUGACUGGUUCUGCUGGCGGUGGCCACUUCCGGUCGGCGGUGAAGAUGUCAAAGACGUUAUUGACGAAUCCGGGGUUGUCGUUCUUACAGACGCUACAGUGUACGAAUAUAUUCCUGAACCAGUACCAAUGCCAGAGAAUUGGGUAGGAGGCAGAGGCUUAAUUGGAGGCGGAGGCUGGGGCGGGCGCUGGCUAGGAGGCGAAGGCGCAAUUUUAGGCGGAGGCGCAAUCGGAGGCGGAGGGAUGUUUUCAAGUUUUGGAGGCUUCGGUGGUCCAAUGAUCGAACAAAUGAGACCCAUGCCGCCAUUGCCGAAAGCGGAUAUUGUUGUCGCACCAAAGGAUUUGGCGCCUGUGCAACAGACGAGAAAGCUAUUUCCAGAGACGUGGCUGUGGAAAAGCCAAAUUGUGCCAUCCGGGGGCGUGGUGAACUUUGACGAGACCGUUCCCGAUACCAUCACUUCAUGGGUAGCGACAGCGUUUGCCGUGCACCCACAGACCGGGCUGGGUAUCUCGGAGCAGUCUGCACAGCUUCAAGUUUCUCUGCCGUUUUUCGUGUCCGUCAAUCUGCCGUACUCCGUGAUCCGAGGAGAGAAAAUCAUCCUACAGGUCAACAUUCAUAACUACAGUCCACUACAGCAGGCCAGUUACGUCACCCUAGAGAGGAGUAAAGAGUUCGACAACCUCGUGGUUUCCGGUACAAGCCAGACUACAGUCUCUCAGGAUCAAACCCGGGUCAUCACGGCAAAACCAGACGAGGUGGCUGCCUUGUAUUUCCCCAUAAUUCCAACGAAACUCGGUCUCAUCGACAUCUCUGUGCGAGCCCAGACCACCAUGAUGGCCGAUCACGUGGUCAAGAAACUUCUUGUGGAGGCCGAAGGUUCACCGCGAGAAUACAAUGUCCCGUUCGUGAUAGACCUGAAAACUGAAGGGACCCAGACCAAGAAAACCAACGUGGAGUAUCCACUCCGAACUGUGCCCGGCUCUGGAAGGGUUAAGGUCACGGCGGUUGGUGACCUUAUGGGCCCCAGCAUCAACGGACUGGACAAACUCAUCAGACUACCCACUGGAUGUGGGGAACAAAACAUGCUGAAUUUCGCGCCCAACAUUUUUAUUGUCAAGUAUCUCCAAGCAACGAAUAAUCUUGACACAGCUGUUAUGAACAAGGCUAAGGAAUUUAUGGAGCAGGGCUAUCAACGUGAGCUCACCUACCGCCAUUCUGACGGCUCCUUCAGCGCGUUCGGGGAGAGUGACAAAUCCGGAAGCACUUGGCUCACGGCGUUUGUCGUCAAGUCGUUCGUCCAAGCGAAACCCUACAUUUUUAUUGACGACGCCGUCAUCUCCAAGUCCGUAACGUGGUUGGUAGCCCAACAGCGCCCGGAUGGAUCCUUCGCUGAGCCCGGUCUCGUAAUCCAUAAGGACAUGCAGGGCGGUUCCGCCGGUGGUGACGUCACGUUGACUGCGUAUGUCGUGACCGCUAUGUUAGAGGCGCGAUCCGCGCAACAGGUGGCUGACGUCAUUUCCGCCUCCAAGGACAAGGCAUUGGCGUAUCUGGAAGGGAAGGCUGACGCACUGACAGACACGUACGAACAGGCUCUGGUGUUGUACGCCUUACAGUUGGCUGCACGUCUGAAGGCGGAUCAGCUUCUGGCCAAACUAGAAUCUAAAGCAAUCGUUGAUGCGGGUACGAAACACUGGGAACGGGUGAUUACCACUACGACCGGAAGUGCGAAGCCCUGGGAGAACCGGAAGGGCGCUGCGGUAGAUGUAGAGCUCACGUCGUACGUCCUGCUGUCGCUGGCCAUCAAGACCGACCGACAGAACGGACUUCCGGUACUCAAGUGGAUCACCGCACAACGGAACGCCGAAGGUGGCUUCUCGUCGACGCAGGACACUGUCGUCGCUCUGCAAGCCUUUGCUGAAAUGGCCGCUCUGGUCUUCUCAGAUUCAUUCAACUUAAAUGUCAACAUUGUGGGUACAGGUGUGAGCGAGACCCUGUCAAUAACCACCUUGAACGCUCGAGUUCUGCAAACGCGUGAGUUACCAAAGGAUGUUGGAGAAGUGACCAUAACUGCAAAUGGACAAGGAAUGGCCCUCGUUCAGGUGGAAGUUUCCUACAAUAUCGACGAUGACGAUCAAAAGCAAAGUUUUGAGCUCAUAGUGUCACUUCCAAGGGAAACGCUUAACGAGUUUGAAAUUCGUGCAUGCUCCAAAUGGCUCGAGAAUGGGAAAAGUUCGAUGGCCGUAAUGGAGGUGGGAACUCCUUCCGGUUUCUACCCGGAUGUGGUCAGUGUGGUGUCUGUACCGGUGCAUAAGCGGCUAGAAUUAGAGUCAAGAAAGGUCGUUUUGUACUUCGAUGAGAUUUCCUCGCAAGACACGUGCUCGACCUUGACCUUCCACAGGUCCGGGAUGGUUGCCGGGGUUCAGCCGGUUCCCGUUAGAAUAUUCGAUUAUUAUAAUCCAGCCAAACAAGUGACGGAGUUCUAUGUGCCUGCAGCCAUACGAGGAUCAGAGAUUUGUGAUAUUUGCGGGGCCGAAUGUGACUUCUGCAAAGCGUGAAGGAAGCGGAGACGGAAUUGAAGUAGACCACACAAUCGUCGUCUUCUAUCGAAAAAUUAUUCUAAAGAAAGGAAACACAACACUACUGUUACAUAUUUUAUGAGUAAAUAAAUUAUAUGAUUUUUUAUUAAGAGAUGUUUAACAAACAUGAAGACAUUGUUUAAAUGAAAUAAAGACUGAACGAG